AAAUGCUCCGAGGUAUGAACCUUAUAUGGUCAAAGUUCUCCAUGAUUGAUAUCUAGCUUUGCCAUCACCACAUUGUAUUUCUCCAUGAAAAUAUCUACUAUUGGUCUCUGUUUCAAAACAAAUAAAGAUUCUCCUUGACAAGCCUAGCCUAAUGAACACAUCUCAAUUGUGAGUGAGUCCAGAGUCACUUCUAUCUCUUCUGGAAACAGUUUGUCAUAGAAUUGGAAGAUCACCUACUCUUCACAGCCUGCCAAGACAGCCUUUAUGCUUAUCAGUUAUCAAGCUAUCUAGGUACACACUCAUCACAUUGUUUACACCGGCCCCACGAGAAUUCAUACGGAGCCCCCCGCAGAGCUGUUCAAUUACAACUUUGUGUCGUGUGCGGUUUUGAGCAAUAGCCUGUAGGAUUUAUUUGAGGCAAGUGAAUGAACUACUUGAGCUAGCUCUACGAAACUACCACUAACCAAUGUAGCGCGAAAAGAUUCUCAUUAUCAAGCCCUGAUUGUGUUCUUGAAACUCGACUCAUUAGGAAAUUUAACAGCAAAAUGUUUUCUGAAUCUUCAGAGGGUGUUAAAUCCCCCGCACAAUGUGUCGGCCCUGACUAUCGACCUGAGAAACCUAUUGCGACCGUCUCAACUCCAGUUUCCUUCCCAAAUGUGCAUACAUUACCUCAAACCCCGCAGCUCAUUGCUCUUCUUACGUACGUCAUAGAAAUCCUGCACAUGCCUAUACAACUUACUUACACCUGCGUGAUAUAGCAUGAUCCGGGACAAGAACACGCAGCGUGCCGAUUUCAUAUUUUACUCGAACCGAAUCAUUCGUUUACUCGUCGAAGAAGGUUUGAAUCAUUUACCGGUGGUAGAGCACACAAUUACUACCCCAGUUGGGCGAACAUAUGCAGGAGUCCAGUUUCAGGGUAAAAUAUGUGGUGUUUCCAUCAUGAGAGCCGGCGAGGCUAUGGAACAAGGACUACGAGAUUGCUGUCGUUCAGUGAGGAUUGGUAAAAUAUUGAUACAGAGAGAUGAGGAAACUUCGUUGCCUAAACUCUUCUAUGAUAAACUUCCAGAAGAUAUUGCGCAACGUUGGGUAUUACUUCUCGACCCCAUGUUCGCAACAGGUAAUUACCGCCCCCCCCCAAACGACUUAAAAUGGUACUGUUCUAAUCUGUGACUUAGGAGGAUCUGCAUCAAUGGCGGUAGACGUUUUAAUUUCUCGAGGAGUUCCCGCAGAACGAAUCCUUUUCUUGAACCUCAUCGCCAGUCCAGAAGGCAUCGAGUCAUUUGCUAAGAAAUAUCAGAAAGUUAGAGUGGUAACGGCAUUUAUUGACCAGGUCAGUACUUCCUUCCACGUAAUACCAAAAUGCACAUCUCAGCUAACAUGGGAGUAGGGUCUUGAUGAAAAGAAGUAUGAUCCUCAUCGAAUAAUCUUAGAUUUUGCUAAUCUUCGUCUAGUUACAUUGUCCCUGGUCUUGGAGAUUUUGGUGAUAGAUUCUAUACCAUGUAGGAAAGCCAAUUUUCAAUAUCCUCUUAAUAUUUUAAAAAUCUAGCCAAAUAACAGUUUAUGCUGGUGUCCCAUUGAUCUGUGUCACUUGAACCAAUAUGAUUCGUAGCCAAGGAUAGAUAGGAUGAUUUGACCCAUUGUCACUCGCAGCCCAAGGCUAUAUAUAUGAAAGUUCGCCAACCGUGAGGGUCCCAAAACUCCAAACAAUAAAAUUUAUCACAACCCAAGCUGAAAACCUCAAGCUUAGUAUUCGUCGUCUGCAACGAUUCCAUCGCCGCCAUAG
This is a messenger RNA of Sclerotinia trifoliorum, 1783 nucleotides long. Lineage: Eukaryota; Fungi; Ascomycota; Leotiomycetes; Helotiales; Sclerotiniaceae. The record is from the annotation of a GenBank genome assembly.